AUGAAACCUUCAACAACAAGAAAGCACGUAUAUCAAAGAUUAGUCAAAAUGACAAAAAAGAAUUUAUCAAAAGAAUUAAUAAAAAAAGAAAUUUAUAAUGAGAAUAAUUAUAAUUCUUUUAAAAAAAUUCAAGAAAAAAAUAAUAAAACAUCAGAAAUAUUAAAAAAGGAAAUACAAUUAAUUGAAAAUAAUAAUAAUAAAGAUUCAACAGAAGAAAUAAAUCAAAAUUACACAGAUGAAACAAGUAUAACUGAAGAAUGUCAAUGGGAAUAUUCUUUUGAAAAAUAUAAAGACAUGUCAUUAGGAAUUAAGAUAUUAAUUAAAACAAUACAUCCAAUAGCAAAUACAAAAUGGAUUAAUAGAUGGAGUAAUUUAAUAAUUCAUAACUUAAUUUUAUAUGGAAUAACUGUUAAAGAAUGGAAAGAAAAUGAACUAUUUAGAGUAUUAGAUAUUGAAAAUUUACAAAGAAAAGUAGUUGAUCAAAUAGUUUUAAAAUAUAGAAAACAUGAAGUAAUAAUUAAAGCAAUAUUUGUUGAUAAAGUAAGAAAAAUAUUAAAUAGUAUUAAAGAAGGUCAUAAAAUAACAAUUGAACAUAUUUAUCCGUAUAUAUCCAUUCCAUUUCAUUGGGGGUAUUCUUGUGACAUUGCUUUAUUUACAGAAAUAAUUGAAAAAGGAAAUGAAAUGUAUUUAGAAUAUAUUGAUAAUCCAAUUAUUAAAUAUUAUUUAUUAAAACAUUUUGGAGUUAUUGAUAGAGAAAAACAAAUUAAAAUUAUUAAAACAAGAUUAAGUUAUUUAACUUUAUUAUUUAAUAUAUAA
Molecule: messenger RNA, 816 nt
Organism: Entamoeba nuttalli P19
Lineage: Eukaryota; Evosea; Mastigamoebida; Endamoebidae
Exons: 1
Coding region: 1-816 (271 amino acids)
Source: RefSeq, a predicted model, not a curated record